Messenger RNA from Verticillium alfalfae VaMs.102, 620 nucleotides. RefSeq names its product dolichyl-phosphate mannosyltransferase polypeptide 3. Gene Ontology annotation, biological process: GPI anchor biosynthetic process. The transcript has 3 exons. Gene Ontology annotation, cellular component: endoplasmic reticulum membrane; dolichol-phosphate-mannose synthase complex. NCBI's taxonomy places the organism in Eukaryota, Fungi, Ascomycota, Sordariomycetes, Glomerellales, Plectosphaerellaceae. Bases 129 to 407 code for a protein of 92 amino acids. The record is from RefSeq and is a predicted model, not a curated record.
ACGCGAUACGGCUCCAACUGACGACGGAACAUCGACGACCCACGACAUUCAUUUGACAACCCAUCCGUGAAGCUUCAGCCUCGAGAUUCCGCAUCAGGACGUUAGGCAUCACCGCAAAACUGCCCACCAUGACGCGCGCCCAGCAGACCAUCUCCCUCGCUCUCCUCGUUGGCUCCCUCUACCUUGCGCUCUUCCUUGAGCUUGUGCCUCUUCCCUCCAUCGUCCAGGAGCAGGUUGUCCCGGUCCUUCCCUUCUGGUUCGUCGUCUCCUUCGGCGCCUACCUCCUCGCCCGCCUGGGCUUCAACGUCAUGACCUUCAACGACGUCCCCGAGGCCCACAAGGAGCUCAUGGCCGAGAUUGAUCUCGCCAAGGUGGACCUGCGCGCUCUGGGUGUGGAUGUCGACUAAGGGAAGCAAAGGAGAAGGAGAACACGGGGAGGCAGCAAAAGAAGCAGGCACGGUCAGGCUCAUACGGAGAGAGUCCAUGUUGAAAGUAAUGGUAAAAAGAAAUGGUACCAGCAGCGGAGCUGCUCUGGCGCCGCCUACGGGUUGGUCUAGAGUUUCUGUUGCUCCCGAGGUCGCUUGACACCUUGCAAUCUCGCCAUCUUCAAUCACUUGCUC